This is a messenger RNA of Triticum dicoccoides, 2113 nucleotides long. Its product is annotated as ankyrin repeat and SOCS box protein 14-like. NCBI's taxonomy places the organism in Eukaryota, Viridiplantae, Streptophyta, Magnoliopsida, Poales, Poaceae. The record is from RefSeq and is a predicted model, not a curated record. The coding region runs from base 92 to 1054 and encodes 320 amino acids. Gene Ontology annotation, molecular function: protein binding. The transcript is spliced from 13 exons.
CCGGCUCCAGAAGCUUCCUUCGACUCCUUGCUCCUUGCCACGCACCGCCGCCGCCGCCACCGGCGAAGAGGAGGAGGGCGAGGGGGGGAGGAUGGGAACCGGACAUAUACCGCUGCCUCGCCUGUACGAGUUCCUCCUCGGCAAAGAGCGCGACCGUUGGUCGCCGGAGGCCAGGUUCAUCGAAGCCGCCCACAACGGCGACAUCGGCAAGAUCAAGAAGAUUGCAAAGGAGAUGGACGUGCAGGGGCGUGGGAUCCCGGUGACGGUGGCCAGCACCACCUACAUGGGCAUGAACGCCCUCCAUGCCGCCGCCGGCUGCGGCAGCUUCUCUGUCUUCCAGUAUCUCGUGGAGGAGGUCAAGAUGGAUGUCGACUUGCCCGCUCAGCAGUUUACACCCGUGGCGCAUGCCGUCACCAAUGGCAACCUUCCUGCCGUCAAGUACCUCAUUGAUCAUGGCGCUGAUCUGCAUCAGCAACGUGCAGAGGGAAACAUCACCCUUCUUCAUGUAGCUGCAGUUCAUGGGUACUCUGAAAUAGUUAAGUUUCUUCUUGUGAGGGGAGCUGACGUCGAUGCAUUAUCAGAUCUUGGGACAGCACUCGCGGAUGCUGCCAUUAGAGGAUAUCCUAGUAUUGUCAAGACCCUUUUGGAGCACAAUGCAGAUCCCAACGACACUAGAUGUCAGUUUGGACCUUUAAGCAUGGCAUUACAAAAAUCUUCCGUAGCCUGUGUGAAGCUAUUGAUUCAGGGUGGAGCUAAUGUCAGUAGUGAUAGUCCUCGGGAUAAUCUUUUGGUGAAGGCUGCAGAGAAGGGCUUAACUGAAGCUAUCAAGUGCUUGUUGGAAGCUAGCGCAAACCCAAAUGUUCCUAACACAUUUGGUAGACUGCCAAUAGAGUUGGCUGUUGAGUAUGGUACACGGGAAGAUGUUGAGAUUCUCUUUCCGUUCACCUCACCCAUUUCAACUGUGGAAAAUUGGAGCGUUGAUGGAAUCAUUAGUCAUGUGAAGAUGGAAAUCAAGCAACUAGAGAUUGUUGUGGCAGCGUUCGAAACAGCAUAGAAGUUGUUCGUUAGCUCGAACCAAAGUUGCCUAAUCAGCACCUGCUGUCCAAAAUGUCCGAGGCAAUGAAGGAAAGUGAUGGUCAGGGUUUACAAGCAAACCAAGAGGGUGUACGAGGAGCAGAGGCACACUCACUACAGCAACAAAACCCAAAUAUAAUUGGCGCGUAUGCGCACCAAAGGAAUAAUUUGUCGUGGGAAGCGCCCGUCAGACAUAGACAGCAAUGCCAGUGCACAAGAUGAUGACUCAGAAGGCAAGGAGGUCAUAGAGGAGGGUGAAUCACAGCCAAAACGCCGAAAAACAUCCGGAAAUGAGGGUCGCAGGAACAGGGCAUCACCAGCAAGGUUGUUCAAACUAAACAAAGACUUAGUGCAAUUUCAGAAGGACGAGGUAAUUCGAAUUGAGUUUGGAGGUCUGUUGCAGAUUGCAACAUGUAGCAUGCCAGGAGACUUAAGUCAGUGGGUUAUGAAGCAUUACGACCCCGAAAUUUCCCAACUUGUUAUCCCAGAGAGGGGCAAGAUUCCAGUAGAUGCAGCAAGUGUUCACAGGAUAUGGGGUCUGCCAAACAGGGGAAGGAAGGUUUGCUACGAGAAUAGAGCAGAUUACACAUCCAAAAUGUACAAAAUCUUGAAGAUCAGUACGAAAGGCUCACCAACACUAACAUCUUGGUGCAAAAUGAUCAAGGAUAUGGCUGGGGCAGCAGAUAACAAUUUCCCGCGUGCUUGGUUGGCAGUUGCAUUCUCCUGUUUCCUUGCUUCUACCAUAAGUUUAAACAUAUCCCCACGGUGUUUUCCUGUUGUGAUGCAUGUGGAUGCAAUAACGGAGACGAAUGUAUGCUAGUUUGUAGUAGAUCAAUUAAAAUUGGCAUUCGUGGGAGCAGGUGAUAAAAAUGCAGUUUGCUGCUGCGUCAUGCAUUUAGUUCUGUUAUAUCUGGACUCAUUGGAUGUGGACGAACCGAUCGCAAGCACGGUUCCAAGAGUGUCGGUUUGGGAUUCUGAUCUUAUUUCCAAGGUCAUUAAGAAGGAAAAAAAGGGCCGGGGGGAGUUUGGCAAGUUGCAG